This is a messenger RNA of Eubalaena glacialis (North Atlantic right whale), 3912 nucleotides long. It is a transcript of the gene LLGL1, whose product is annotated as LLGL scribble cell polarity complex component 1. Bases 75 to 3377 code for a protein of 1100 amino acids. Gene Ontology annotation, cellular component: cytoplasm; plasma membrane; cortical actin cytoskeleton. Gene Ontology annotation, biological process: regulation of Notch signaling pathway; cortical actin cytoskeleton organization; regulation of protein secretion. NCBI's taxonomy places the organism in Eukaryota, Metazoa, Chordata, Mammalia, Artiodactyla, Balaenidae. The record is from RefSeq and is a predicted model, not a curated record. The transcript has 22 exons. Gene Ontology annotation, molecular function: myosin II binding; GTPase activator activity.
CUGGCGCCCGCGCCUCAGGAGCUGCGGGGCCGCGCGGCGCAUCCUGCGGGUGGCGGCGGGCGGCGGGGCGCAAGAUGAUGAAGUUUCGGUUCCGCAGACAGGGCGCCGACCCGCAGCGCGAGAAGCUCAAGCAGGAGCUCUUCGCCUUCCACAAGACCGUGGAGCAUGGCUUCCCCAACCAGCCCAGCGCCCUGGCCUUCGACCCUGAGCUUCGCAUCAUGGCCAUUGGCACCCGGUCUGGGGCUGUCAAGAUCUACGGUGCCCCCGGCGUGGAGUUCACGGGCCUGCAUCAAGACGCGGCCACCGUCACCCAGAUGCACUUCCUGCCCGGCCAGGGCCGCCUCCUGACCCUGCUGGACGACAGCAGCCUUCAUCUUUGGGAGGUCGUCCACCACAACGGCUGCGCCCACCUGGAGGAAGCCCUCCACCACCAGCCACCCAGUCGCCCGGGCUUUGAUGGUGCCAGUGGCCUGCCCAGCCUCGCCCGCAUCACCGUGGUCCUGCUGGUGGCUGCCGGUGACCUGGCAGCUCUGGGCACUGAGGGCGGAAGCAUCUUCUUCCUGGAUGUUCCCACCCUGACGCUGCUCGAGGGGCAGACCCUUGGCCCGGACGAGGUUCUGCGAAGUGUGCCUGACGACUACCGGUGCGGGAAGGCCCUGGGCCCCGUGGAGUCACUCCAGGGACACCUGCGGGACCCCACCAAGAUCCUCAUCGGCUACAGCCGAGGCCUGCUGGUCAUCUGGAACCGGGCCGCGCGGUGUGCUGACCGCGUCUUCCUGGGGAACCAGCAGCUGGAGAGCGUGUGCUGGGAGCGCAGCGGCCGCACGCUGGUCAGCUCGCACAGCGACGGCAGCUACGCCGUCUGGGCCGCGGACUCCGGCGACUCCCCGACGACACAGCCCACCGUGGCCACCAUGCCCUACGGCCCCUUCCCUUGCAAAGCCAUCAGCAAGAUCCUGUGGCGAAACUGUGCGUCUGGCGAGCACUUCGUCGUCUUCAGCGGCGGCAUGCCCCGCGCCAGCUAUGGUGACCGCCACUGCGUGAGUGUACUCCAGGCCGAGACCCUAGUGACGCUGGACUUCACCUCCCGCGUCAUCGACUUCUUCACGGUGCACAGCACGCGGCCCGAGGACGAGUUCGACGAGCCCCAGGCCCUGGCCGUGCUGCUUGAAGAGGAGCUGGUGGUGCUGGACCUGCAGACGCCCGGCUGGCCGGCUGUGCCCGCCCCGUACCUGGCCCCGCUGCACUCGUCUGCCAUCACCUGCUCGGCCCACGUCGCCAACGUCCCCGCCAAGCUGUGGGCCCGCAUCGUGAGCGCUGGCGAGCAGCAGAAGCCCCAGCCCGCCUCCGGUGCCUCGAGCUGGCCUAUCACCGGGGGCCGGAACCUGGCUCCGGAGCCAUCCCAGCGAGGGCUGCUGCUGACUGGGCACGAGGAUGGCACCGUGCGGUUCUGGGACGCCUCCGGCGUGGCCCUGCGCCCACUCUACAAGCUGAGCACCGCCGGCCUCUUUCAGACAGACUGCGAGCACGCCGACAGCCUGGCCCAGGCCGCCGAGGACGACUGGCCACCCUUCCGCAAGGUGGGCUGCUUCGACCCCUACAGCGAUGAUCCACGGCUUGGCGUGCAGAAGGUAGCGCUCUGCAAGUACACCGCCCAGAUGGUGGUGGCUGGCACCGCGGGCCAGGUGCUGGUGCUGGAGUUAAGUGAUGAGCCGUCGGAGCAGGCGGUGGGCUUGGCCAGUGUGGACCUCCUCCAGGACCGUGAGGGCUUCACGUGGAAGGGCCACGAGCGGCUGAGCCCACGCACAGGGCCGCUGCCCUGGCCGGCCGGCUUCCAGCCCCGUGCACUGGUCCAGUGCCUGCCGCCGGCUGCUGUCACUGCCGUCACGCUUCACGCCGAGUGGGGCCUCGUGGCCUUCGGCACCAGCCAUGGCUUCGGCCUCUUCGACUACCUGCGCAGGAGCCCCGUGCUGGCCAGGUGCACCCUGCACCCCAACGACUCCCUGGCCAUGGAGGGGCCGCUGUCCCGUGUGAAGUCACUCAAGAAGUCGCUGCGCCAGUCCUUCCGGCGCAUCCGCAAAAGCCGCGUCUCGGGCAAGAAGCGCUUGACCGCAGCCGGCAGCAAGUUGCAGGAGGCCAACGCGCAGCUGGCGGAGCAGGCCGGCCCCCACGACGUGGAGGUGACGCCCGUGCAGCGCCGCAUUGAGCCCCGCUCGGCCGACGACUCCCUCUCGGGCGUUGUGCGCUGCCUCUACUUCGCCGACACCUUCCUUCGCGACGCUGCCCACCACGGCCCCACAAUGUGGGCGGGCACCAACUCGGGCUCCGUGUUUGCCUACGCGCUGGAGGUGCCGGUGGCAGCGGCGAACAGCGACAGGCGGCCCGAGCAGGCAGUGGAGGCCGUGCUGGGCAAGGAGGUACAGCUGAUGCACCGCGCACCCGUGGUGGCUGUGGCCGUGCUGGAUGGACGCGGCCGCCCGCUGCCGGAGCCCUACGAGGCCUCAAGGGACCUGGCACAGGCGCCCGACAUGCAGGGCGGCCACGCUGUGCUCAUCGCAUCUGAGGAGCAGUUCAAGGUGUUCACGCUGCCCAAAGUGAGCGCCAAGACCAAGUUCAAGCUGACGGCCCACGAGGGCUGCCGCGUGCGCAAGGUGGCCCUGGCCACCUUUGCCAGCGUGGCCUGCGAGGACUACGCCGAGACCUGCCUGGCCUGCCUCACCAACCUGGGCGACGUGCACGUGUUCUCGGUGCCCGGCCUGCGGCCCCAGGUGCACUACACCUGCAUCCGCAAGGAGGACAUCAGUGGCAUCGCCUCCUGCGUCUUCACACGACACGGCCAGGGUGAGGGCCCUGGACGGCAGGGGAGGGGCCGCUCACAGGGCUUCUGGGAGGGGGGCGGGCCCUUCACUGCGCUCUCUGCUCCCUUCCCACCCCCCCACCCACCCCCAGGGUUCUACCUGAUUUCCCCGUCGGAGUUUGAGCGCUUCUCCCUGAGUGCCCGGAACAUCACGGAGCCGCUCUGCUCUCUGGACAUCAGUUGGCCCUGUGAUGCCAUGCGUGCCAGCUACAGGCCCCGAGAGUCGCCCAAGCUGAGCCAGGCUAACGGGACCCCUGGCGUCGUCCUGGGCCCACAGAGCUGCGGCGGAAGCCCCGAUCCCACUCGCAGCGAGGGAGCUGACACCCCGGAGCCGCCUGAGGCCACGCUCUCACCCACAUCCGUCGACUCGGCCACCAGUGCCGACACAACGCUGGACACGACAGGGGAUGUGACGGUGGAGGACGUGAAGGACUUCCUGGGCUCUUCGGAGGAAUCUGAGAAGAACCUGCGGAACCUGUCAGAGGACGAGGCCCGAGCCUGCCCCAUCCUGAUCGGAUGAGGCGCUCAGGAAGGCCAGAACUGCCAGGCCUGCCCUGUUCGGAGCUGGGACCCAGGACCCCGGCCCUUCACGUAGACCUGCACCUGCUAAUCUCAGGCUCCAGCAGGACCUGCCCAGCCUGGCCCCAGAGGCCACCCGGGAGGUCAGGUGCCACCAGGGAGGGCAGCUGGGGCUCACAGCCCGUCACCUCCCAGGCGACAACACCGUCCUUUCCCUCUCCUUUUGCAAAGAGUAUUUUUCUAACGCCUGUGCCAGGCACCACAGUCAUUUCUAAAACUAUUUUGGUACGUGCUCCUGGGCCAGCACCCCCUGACCCCCUCCAGGCUGUGCACGAGUGUGUGUGUGUGUGUGUUUGUGACUGAGAGCUCCACUGGGCAACCAGGACUGGGGCAUGUGUGUGCGCGUGUGUAUGUGUGUGGAGCGGGGUCAGGAUGGGUUUCCUUGUAGAUUGUACCCUGGGGUUUUUUUUUUCCCUGUCAUUUUGUUAAAAUUAGCAAUUUUAAUAUUAAAAAUACUGCUUUUUAAUAUUGAAAAU